AUGGCUUUUCGAUUUGUAUUGUAACUAAUUUCAUGUUUCAAUUUGUAUGGAGCCGUGGUAUGGUGUGUUGUACCGUGUGCUGCCGAUGGUGAAAAAUAUGUAACAACUUUCAUUUUGUAUUGAAAUAAAGCGUGCGCGGUCGUCGUUAGUUAAUACCGGCUUUUACAGGUGUAUUGAGUUUGUGUGAUGCGUACAAUCGAUGUUGUUGGGUGUUUAUAAAUGGCAAAAAUAGCAGUAUAUUUGUGUGGUGUGUAGUGUAAUGUAAUGGAUCGUAGGUGUUCUCAGUCGGUCCGGACUCUAGUUUUCGAUGAUUCCGAUUCGGAUCCGCCCAAGGGGGUCCCGAAAAGGGAGUUGGGGACCUCCGGGACGCCAUCGUCGCUAAACCAAAGUGCGGAAGAUGCGAGUAAAGCGCGCAGCAAUCUUGUGCGCAUGCGUCGCUCCGCCCUAGGGAAGUCGGCGCCGACGCUUUCCAUCCAUGUGAAAGAGCAAUGCACCGUUUCCCGAAGACCGUCCCGUUUGCCACCGCCACCGCCUCAUCACAGACUCUCCCUCGUGGUUGGCUCGGGAAGAUGUAGCUCGCCAGGCACGGGCCCCCUGUCCCCCGCGGAGGGCCCCCGAUGGCACGCGCACCACGCAAACCCACUGCACCACGCUCUGCUAUCGUCGAGCUUGAAACGGGGCAAGGAGCUAGACGGUCGACGAUGGUCUGUGGCAUCGUUGCCAUCAUCCGGCUAUGGUACCACGCCCGGCAGCUCCAGCCUUUCAUCGCAGUGUUCAUCGCAGGAGAGGCUGUUGGCUGCGCAGGCGGCAUGCGAGCCUCCGCGGGCGCCCUGCCCGCACUGCCAUCACCAGAACUCGCUCAACAGUUCGCAGGGCAGCGGCAUGAACUGGGCCUCGCUGUCGGACAGCGGCGGCAGUGGCCACGCGGCUCGUGCGCCUUCCCCGCGGGCGGUUCCGCGCCGAGUGCGAAGUCGCAGCCUCAGUUCGCCGUCCCGCUCGCCCGGGGGCGGCAGCGGCGGUUCGGAGAGCGGCGCUCGGGACGACGCCGUGUCGGCGAUGUCAUCGCUCUUCGCCGCCCGGUUCCCCGCCGCGCAGAAGGCUAUGGAUGACAAGCUAAAGAUGCUAAUAGAGGAGCUGACUGAAUUAGAUAAGAAACAAGAUCGCCCGCCCAUCGAGAGAUUUGUGCAGAGACAGGUGUUGGAAAUGGCGCGGGACUGCCUCCACAAGUCUGAAUCCAAGCAGGUGACCAGUAGCUACUUCUACGACAUGGCGGACAGUUUGGACAGGUUGUUAUGUGAGACUCGAGAGAAAUCAGCCGAAGCGGGUGGCAAAGUGGCUCCGCUGGUGACGCGGUUGACUUUGGCGAUGGCCAGGCCCGCGCGUCUCCUGGAGUGCCUGGAGUUCGACCCUGAGAGGUUCUACCGCCUCCUGGAGGCCGCCGAGGGGCAUGCACGGCAUUUGCAGGGUAUAUCGACAGACAUACCGCAGUACAUAAUACAUAAACUGGGGCUGUCAAAAGAUCCGCUGGCCGAACUACACGUGCCGCCACCACCCCCUCCGCCGCCAGUGCCGAUUAGUUCCUCACCAUCCAAGACUCGUGGGCGACAAUCACCGCCUGGCGGCCCGGGGUCCACGAGUGGGGCUCCGCCCUCCGAGAACGACUAUCAAGUCAUAAAGUUGAUAUCCAACGGAGCCUACGGUGCGGUGUACCUCGUUAAACACAAGCAGACAAGGCAAAGGUACGCCAUGAAGAAAAUAAGCAAGAACAAUUUGAUACUAAGAAAUCAAGUCGAACAAGCCUUCGCCGAGAGAGAUAUAUUAAGUUUUGCUGACAAUCCUUUUGUGGUGACGAUGUACUGCUCGUUCGAGACGAAGCGACAUCUCUGUCUCAUUCUUGAGUUCGUGGAGGGGGGAGAUUGCGCGACCUUGCUGCGCACGGGCCCCCUCCCGCCGGAUAUGGCGCGGCAUUACUUCGCGGAGGCGGUACUCGCGGUGGAGUACCUGCACUCCUACGGGAUCGUGCACCGGGACCUGAAGCCUGACAACCUGCUCAUCACCGCAACGGGCCAUAUUAAGCUGACUGACUUUGGACUCAGCAAAAUGGGUCUCAUGUCUUUGGCCACGAAUCUCUACGAAGAGUACGCAGAUCGCGAAGCGCGGCAGUUCUCUGAUAAGCAGGUGUGCGGCACGCCCGAGUACAUCGCGCCGGAAGUUAUCCUGCGCCAGGGUUAUGGCAAGCCGGUGGACUGGUGGUCGAUGGGCAUCAUCCUGUACGAGUUCAUAGUGGGCUGCGUGCCGUUCUUCGGUGACACCCCCGAGGAACUAUUCGCGCAUACCGUCAAUGAUGACAUAGAAUGGCCAUCGGAAGAAGAUUUCCCAAUAGCGGUGGAAGCACGCGCCAUAAUAACGGAACUGCUAGCGAGAAAUCCACGCGACAGAUUGGGAACGGCGGGCACUCAUCAGGUCAAGGACCACAUAUACUUCUGCGGGUUGGAUUGGAACAAUCUUCUAAGAAGGAAAGCUGAAUUUAUACCACAACUGGAAAACGACGAGGAUACCAGUUACUUCGACAGCCGCUGCGAUCGCUACAACCACAGCGAGGUGGAAACUGACGAGGCGACUGAAACCCACGAGGCCGACGACGCGGGCCUGUUCGCUGCGUUCUCAUCCACCUCACCGCAAUGGCGUAGGCAUUACCACCACUCGCACUCCGCCCUGUCACACGAUUCCCGGAGCACGGACAGUUGGCCGGGCACUCCGGAUAGCGCUGGCCCGCCGACAACACCUACUGCACCAUUGCACCAUCACCCCAAAUGUCCGAUGGUCGGAGCCGGCGGCGGCUCGACAGCGGAAUCCUCCCAAACGGACUCGGACGACGUGUCGCCGGCGGCGCGCCGACGGGCCGCUCUGCGCCCGCUGGCUCACCCGCACUCUCACACGCACUCGCACCCGCACCCGCAUCCGUUGCACGCGAGCCACGUCGCGCCCUUGCCCAGGCUACCGGACGCGCCAAAAAAAGAAGACAAGGGUAUCGACAAGCUGGAUAAACCAGAAAAGAGCAAACCCACUGCCAUCGCGGUCGCCAAGUCCAUGCGACGCUCUGCCAGUACAUCAGGGCUAUCCCUUGUAAUACACCCGGCUGAGGACAGUAUCGUACUGGGCGGAGCGGCGUCGCCGUGCGCGGGAAAUACUUCGUCGACCAAUUCGUCGCGCGACUCGUCGCCCUGUCGCGACCCGCCGUCACCGUUCGCCACCGCUAACCAUUCGUUUUUCAGACUGAUACAAUCGUCGAAGCCGCCGAUCGUGGUGCGCCGCGGGCCGCGCGGUUUCGGCUUCACCAUCCACACCGUGCGGGUGUACUACGGCGAUACAGACUAUUACACCAUGCAUCACUUGGUUUCAGCUGUGAGUGAACAAGGCGCGGCGUGGGCGGCCGGCCUGAGGGCGGGCGAUCUCAUCACGCAACUCAACGGGGAGUCCGUACAAGGACUACUGCAUACGCAGGUCCUGCGGCUGCUGUUAGCAGCACCGCACGCCACGCUUCGUGCAACGCCAUUAGAUCAAACUACUAUACAGGCGGGCGGUCGAAAACGCGCGGGCGGAAGACGUGCGUCUGCGCCGCCGCGCCCACGUCCCAGACGGCGCUGUUCCUUGUUCCGACGAAUCUCCACAAAGAGAGCUUCGCAGGAGAUGCAUCAGAUGGUGUCCGCCGGAUCGAGCGAGUUGCCAUCGCCUACAGUUUCCCCGGCGGCCGACUCGCCUCUUCACACCACCCACCCCACCACACAUUACCAACGACCGUCCUCCCUCCACGGCUUGAAGCACAAGCUAGGAGGGGCAGAGGUUCGACGUGCGUCCCUACAACACAUGCCCCUGUCUCCGCUCGCUCGGACUCCCUCCCCCUCGCCGCAACCACCGCAGCCCGCGCCUGCCUCGCCCACCAGCAGGGGUUGCGAAGCUCGGAGCCCAUCGCCGCUCGCGACGCGCGAGUGCAGGCGCGCUUGGCCGCGACGGGACCCCGCCUCGCCGUUGUUGCGACGCGCUUUGUCGCCUGACAGGUUACAUCCGCGUUCAGCAGAAGCAAAAUGCUCAAUAUCUCCCCUCUGUUGUACGGGGGUGGGCUCUAACACCGUGAGUACCGUCGUCACCAGCAGUCGCCGCGGAAAUAGCUGGAGGGCCCCUGCCCCCGCGCCGCCUACCCCGCCGCCGCCGGACAAACCCGACGAACCAACCUUGCCCAGGAUCGCAGAGGAGAAAGACUCUCCUACUCACCAUGCCGUGAGACUGCCGGUUAGUGCGUUUGUCGCGACGACGUCACCACGCCUCUCCCUGGCAAACCAAACAAAUCCACCCUGUCAAAAAAGUAUAAGAAGAAGGGCCCACUUCUCUGAGAAAGCUAGGACUCCAGCCAAGCAGAGUACGCCAAGCAUAUUCACAUCAUCGCCCAAGACAAGUUUGGACAAGUCAGCGUUUGAGACGAGUGCGUCCUUCGCGUCAUUGUCACUCUCCGACGAAUCUUUCGUCGACAGCAGUAUGGACAUGUCUAAUCUUGACACCUCACGGGAUAUGACCCUGGAUGACAGCAGAUCAAGCACAGAUGUCAGCAUGCCACCAUUGGACAUGAGUAAAAAAUCGGUCACAACCCAAGAUCCAACGCCUCAGGUCAUAGAUGUACAACCGAAAACACGGAAAAAGUCUGAUUCCUCUCUAAAAGAAGAGGAGUUCAAACCCAAGGAGAAAUCUAAAUCAAAACAAGAGAAAGAGUUGAAAAAACAGGAUUCGAUUAAAAAGAUGGAGAAAGAAGACAGAAAAGAGUUUAAAAUGGAUGAAAAACAUCAAGAGCCGCCUAAACUCGAAGAAAAAUCAAAGCAAGAAAAGGCUAUGGAACGAAGUGGUUCCGUUAGAAAAUCGGAGAGUAAAGAAAAGAAACAAGAGAAAAGAGAAGAAAAGAAGCAAGAAAAGCAAGAGAAAGAAAAGAAACAGCAAGAGAAGAUUGAAGCUAAGAGAGAGUCGAUUAAGAAGUUGGAAGGAUUGAAAAGGCAGGAAUCUGUGGAAGCAUGUAAGUCCCCGGAAGCACCAGAAAGCAGCGAAGGUAGAAGCAAAAACAGUAUGGUCAGCAAACUGUUGGGCGUGAUGGGAAGGAAAAGAGAUGACGACGAGCGCUGCAAGAAAGAUAAACACGGCAAGAAAAAGAAUACUCCCAAUCCUCAGCCUCAACAAACACCAAGUCAAAAGCAACCCGAAUCACUACCAACAGAUAAAACUUACGACAGACCAGAUACAGAAGACAAGAAAGCGAAAAAGGGACGGGGGAGAGCCUCCAGUUCAUCAUCCGCCGAGAAGUAAGAAGGAGACGAAUGUAUGUCAAAGAGCUGGUGAUACUUUUCAAGAGGUACUUGAUAAAACCUGGAUGUUUGUAACAUACUUCUUUUACCUUACUUAUGGGUUCGUGUGUCGGCUCAAAAUGCUUCGAAAUGUAAAAACGGUUAAACAAAAUCAUGAAUUUCAAAUAACUAUUCUACUUACUAAAAGUUUAAUUUAAUUGUAUAUUAAUUGUCAAAAUUAGUUAAAACCUCAUGUAGAGCCAGACUUUGAAGUUGUUUAAGAAAUCGUGCCAGAAGGUGUACUUGAUUUCAUUUUAAACUGUCCAUUUUUUUAAUUUUACAAUGAAAGGCGAUUCAUGUGAUUCGGCAUGUCACCACACACCCACUGGCAGGAUAAAGUUUUCCUUUUCAGAAAACGUAUUGCAUACUUCUAGCAUCUAUCAAAUACCUCUUCAAAAUUUUGCGACAGCUCGCCGACUAGGUUUUACCGUUUCUGUAGAAUUUAGAGAACGCUUCGUGCUUAAAAAGGUUUAACUAUGAAUGUUUGUGUAAAGUGAUCGGCGAUAGGUUCUGUGCGUGUUCAUAUAGAGACAAAUAUAUCGUAGUCAUAGUGAGAAAAAACGAAUAAGAUAUAUUUUCGUCAUUUUGUCAUUUAUUACCUUUUCACUUAGUGUAAACGUGGUGUAUGUGUAGUGUUUAGAAUUGUUAUAGUUGUAUGUAUUUUUUGCGAUCAAAAGUAUGCUCUAACGACACUAUAUUUGUUCUAUACUUAAAAAAUAAUUGUAUUAUGUCCGCUGGAUGGACGCAUUCUACAAACUAUGUAACUGAAAAUAGGAAUCUAAUGUUAAGAGUGCCAAAUAUUAGAUUUUCUAUCUACGUUUACUAGUAGCGCCAUCUUGUUACAGUACUGGGAAACAGUAUUGUCACGAGAUGGCGCUGUUCCGAUAUCAUAUAAAUCUUAGUUAACUUUUACGCGAUCGAAUAAGUAAACGGAGGUUGAAAAUCUCACGCUUGGCAUCAAUCAUAAAUAGCAGCUGCAAUUGUAAAAAUAAAACUGUUUCAAUUUUGUUACAUGGCUGCAAGCUGGAUUCUUAUUGCUGAUUUACGGCUUUCUUACUCGAUAUUGAAUCAAAUUAAACCAUGUGAUAGAAGUAUUUUUUUGCUUUCUGACAUUAACACAGAAUGUUGAAGAAUUUACUUUAUGUCACAUGUUAAAGCGCUAACAUCUUAAUUUGUAUUUGAGUAGAAUCGGUAUUGAGUGGAUAUGUUUUGAGAAGGCCAUAAUAGUGGCGUGCAUGGGGAAUUCGACCAGGGCAGACCUUUAGCAGGAAAAUGCUAGAAACUUGCAAAAUCAAUCUUUAUUACGAGAUAUUUAAAGGCUGUAGAAUAGUUAGUGCUGUUACGACUAUAUGAAGUGCUCAUCUGGUGGUUAAGCCUAAGUUAGGUCGGGUGUUUUGCUUACCCAGUCAGAAUCCAUCACUUAAAGCUUGGUCAGAUUCGUCUGUGCGUUAGUGUGCGCACACAUAAGCGAAAGGGAUAUAACCAGAGAUUUCAACUGAAGAUACGAUCUCGCCUUUAAUGGGGGAUAGAAAGCUAUUUUGUCACACAUUUUUCUAGGGCCAUUAAACUUUAGAAGGUUUCUUUUAGGUUGUUAUAAUAAUACUAAACAUAUUGUCGUCCCACUUCUGGGCACAGGCCUUUAUCGUUGGUCAGAGGGAAAUAAAGAAUUUUUAAAGAGCAUAGACCUGCUUCAACCCGGGUAGAUGGCGCUUUGACGACAAUGAUCACAUGUUAGUGAUAACCAAGUGGUUAAAACUUCGGCUUUCUUUUCGGGGGAACCCAGUUCGAACCCAUUUGGGUUUAAAUCUAACUUUCCGGGGCUAUGUGCGCUUUAAGCAAUUGGAUAUCUCUUGUUUUAACGGCGAAGGAAAACACGCGUGCCUCAGAGUUCUGCAUAAUGUUCUCAAAUCUGUGUGAAGUCAAGCCAUCAAAUCUUCUCAUUCUGAGAAAAGACCCGUGACCUGCUGUGGGCUGGCUACUGGUUCAAGGUUAUCGAGGUCACAUAGUCCGCGUUGCCUAUUGGGUUUCCAAAUGGACGCUGCGCCUGUACCUGAAGCCUGCGUUCACUAGCGCAGUGUCUCUAAACAGGAAAUGAGUGUCAUUUUUCUUCAAUAAAGGCUUAUCUACAAUUUAAAUCUUUGGUCAUAACUUACAGGUCACGCCACUAAAUAAAAAAUGUAUUGGUGAAAAAUGGUCUAUUAUUUUCUUAUCUAUAUAAAAGGUAAACGAAACGAAGGCUUUUUCUCUCCAUGCAGGCGUAAAUUGGCGUCAUGUAUUUUGUAAACUAGAUCUUUUAUAUACAGAUUUCAUAUAUUUAACUUUAUUAAUAAAAUGGAAGUCGUGUAAACUUCGAUGAUUGAAAUAGUUCUUCGCGUUUUUUAAUAAUAAUAUGGAUGUUGUGUCAUUAUAUUGUAAAACAAUUAUAAAGUAAAAAAAAAAAUACUGUAAGUGGCGACGUUGCAUUGUUAGUCUGUGUAUAGAUUUCUGUCCUAAGUUUUUUCUAACGUUGUGACAGGGUUCGAAAUUUGUUCUUUUUUAAUCGCCUUAACCAAGAGCCAUGAGCUCUGGGUUGGGGUACUUUUAAACCUUACAAUUUCUUUGUUAGAAUCUUUUACGAUAGUUUUAUUACCUUUAUAUUUCCUGGUAGUUGAGAUUACACUAAACGUCAAAUUCCGAUCGCACGUAUGAACUAGAUAAACGUCAGUUUUCUAUAUUCAAUCUAUCUGCAAUCUGAUAAGUUGCUCGUCAAAAUUGGUAUUUGUUUAAAAUUGGUAAUAACAACGUUACUAAAUAUAAAUCCAUAGAUUACGGAUAUAUUGCAUAUAGAAUAUGAAACUUCGCUGUACCUAUUCAGAGUAUCGAUAUACUUGUCAAAGUAAAAUUGACUUUAUGAUACUAGUUUUUAGUGUCGAAAAUCGAGUGCUACAAUAUUUAUUUUUCAAACUUUCAGCCGAUAGACCUGGUUGUAUAGUGGACGAGUUUGAGCUUUAAUGACAGCUAGACAAGUUCUAUUUAACUCUGACGUUACGGUGUUUUGAGUACUUUAAAACUGCCUGAAAGGUUAAAGUAUUACAUUGUAUUUGCAACUCUAUUUGAAAAGAUUAAGGUCGAAAUUCUCUGUGUCGACUACUUCCCUAUGACUUUAUUUUCGGGCAAUUUGAACGGUGUUUGCUUAAUCAUAUGCUGCCUUUGAAAUAAAAUAGUUUUAAACUAUUUAUAAUGUUCUAUACGGUCUUGAUCUCUUUAAAGAUUUUUUUUUUUAAUAAAUGUUAUUUCGAGCCCUGUCUUUCAGUAUUACAAAGUUGAGGCGAUUUUUUUUGUUUAGUUAUUAUUUUAUAAGACGAAGAGAAGAGCGAGCGAGAUAGAAAGUAGCGGUUUUAAUCUCAUAGAUUAUAAUAUACUUCGAGGGAAAUAAUUAUUUUAAGUUUAAGAGCAUGAAAAGUAUAUUGGGGGUUGAUAUGAUUAUUAUUUUUUUUCGCUGGCUCUUAUGCUAUUAGAGUUUAUUUUUGUAAACGUUUUCGCUUUAGACUAUAGUUUGAUAUUGUGAUAAUAUUUUUAGAUUUAGUUGAGUUUAUUUUUCAUUGUUUUAGUUAUUUUUUACUUGUCACUACUUUUAAUAAUGUUCUACAUGAAAUUUAGUAUACUACACCAACACCUAUUCAAAAAGUAUGAAGUUAGUCAAUCACCAGAUUAUUAGAAUAACAUAAUGUUUGAGUAAUUUUGUACAUCUGUCUGUUUGUUAUAUUUGCGCGGCUAAACGAAUAAGUUGUCAUAAUUUGCCACCAUAGACAAUUUACGAUAAUAUCCAUAAACAUUUUUUUCUUACUGAUUGCUUCAUGUUGAUUCUGGUUUUCCACUUGUUUUUUAUGCAUAUUUUUAAGGAAACCUUCACGCUUAAAAAUAAUUUAAAGUUCAUAUACAUAAUGAAAAGUGUUUGUAUGCAGAAGAGCUUAAACUCAGUCUAAACCUAGAGUACUAUUUAUUUUGGAAAAGUAUAAGAAAAUUACAUUUUUUUAUGCACGAUAUAACUAAUGGCUUCGUUAUCCCGGUGAAACUAAUUCCCGCAGGAUUUUCUAAAAAUAAAAAAAAUCUGAUAAAAUCUCGGGCAACAGGUGAAGUCAUAUAGUUAAGUCAGAAAUGAAUAUUGCUUACCUAGAAUAGCUGUGGUACAGUGAUUUAGUUGUUGGGCGCGCAAUUUUAAAAUUGGAACAGCACUUUUAACUUUUUAUUCUUCAUUUGUUUUCUAUUAUACCUUGUUUUAAUUUUUUAAUGUAGCUAUAUUGUUAAUUAUUAUUUUUUUGGUAUGCCUCUUAUAAUGUUAUAGACGGUUAAAAUAUUAUGUUCGAUUCAAGAAUUUGUUAAAUAUAGUUUUUUAUCACUUUUAAAAUGUUACGUUAAGUAAAAAGUAAAACCGUAUUAUUAUGUUAGCUUAAUAACAUUUACAAUAGGCUAUUUGCUUCCAAACAAUUUGAUACAUUAACUUAAAUAUAUUGAUGGCUUGUUUCAAGUAAAUAACAGCAAUUUUCUCGUAUAUUUUUAAUUGAAAUGUUUUUUUUGUAAAUACUUUUUUUAAUUAAUAAUUAUAUAUUUUUAAUUUGAAUAAUAAGAAAUAAGAUAUCGAAAUUCUGAAAUCACUAAUUCUAUUUACGAUUUCUUUGUUUUAGAAAGUGUUUACAUCUCACAAAGAGGCUUUGUAUUCCAGCAUUGUAUUGUAUAUGAUGGAUGAAAAUUUUAAAAAUAAAAAUUUUUAUUAAAUUCCACAAUUUAUUGAAAUAAUUUCCUAUAGUAACAUGCAAGUUUUAAAUUCGGUGGUAUUUGCCAGAUUGUGAGGUUCCCAUACAUGCCAAUGAAAUACAAAAAAACUUUGUCGCGCAUAAUAAAUAAUAUUACGUAACAGAAUUGACUUGAGACGUAAAGCAGGUAAUUAUUAUAUGCAAAUAUGCAAAAUAGUAAAAUACGAAAAAUUCCGUAUAUUACCGGCACUAUAUUUAUGGGCAUUUUUCGUAACAUAACUUCUCUUUCUUUUCCUUUAACUUAUGCGUGCAAUAAAGUGUUGCUUCUUCUUCUGAGCGAACUUGUUCUCAUUAUUUUUUGUGGAACGGCUGUACCAAUUUAGAUGGGGCUUUUAUAAUCAAGUAUACAUUACCUAUACUAUAGGAGUAAUGUAAUUUACUGCUGAAAAUACUGAACCGAUUUCGACGGAAAUUUUUAGUUAGGUGGGAAAAGAUCGUUCUUGGAUUAUUCUGAAUAAAUAAAAUAUAUUAAUAUAUUAAUAAUAAAUUCCUAGUAUUGUGUAUAUUUUUAAAUGACUGUCUAUCUGGACAUAUAUAUACAAACAUGGUUUCUAUUUAUAACUUAGUUGUGGUUUUUUCAAACAAAUUCGAAUUCAUCAUUCAAAGGCUAUGCUGAAUUGAACUAUAUUUACUAAAUACUACUAUAAUAAAUAACUUGUAAAUACGAUAUCUAUAACAUUUUCAUCUUUAAUUCAUAUUGAUGUGCCUAGUAUAUAAAUAAAUGUAUGAUUUAAAUAAAAAUACUGAAUAAUAAUAAUUUUUUUGAGAAAGUACAUAUUUUGAAAUAUAAGUUAUUAUAUAAAAUUUGACAUGUUUUUCUCGCCGUAAGCAUAUUAUCUGAAUACUCAUUUUUAUUUCACAGAUUUAUUUUAUUAGUUGUUCCAUAGCUAAAGAUUACUUAAUUUUGGUGUUGAUAGAAAACUUAGUAACCGAUAGUUUGAAAUCACAAAAUACUUGAUACACGCAGAGAUUUUCGAAGUUCAAGCUGUACAAAACU
Molecule: messenger RNA, 11174 nt
Organism: Pararge aegeria (speckled wood butterfly)
Lineage: Eukaryota; Metazoa; Arthropoda; Insecta; Lepidoptera; Nymphalidae
Gene: dop
Product: microtubule-associated serine/threonine-protein kinase 3
Exons: 38
Coding region: 265-5346 (1693 amino acids)
Biological process (GO): intracellular signal transduction; peptidyl-serine phosphorylation
Molecular function (GO): protein binding; ATP binding; protein serine/threonine kinase activity
Source: RefSeq, a predicted model, not a curated record